Molecule: messenger RNA, 1167 nt
Organism: Daldinia decipiens
Lineage: Eukaryota; Fungi; Ascomycota; Sordariomycetes; Xylariales; Hypoxylaceae
Exons: 2
Coding region: 1-1167 (388 amino acids)
Source: RefSeq, a predicted model, not a curated record
AUGGCCAUCUAUCACAUACGUGUCCGGAACUAUCAUUGGGCCCAUCAUAAUAUCAUCGUCCAGUCUCCUAUUCUCAAUCUUGACACUUACGCACCAGCACUAAUAGUUCGACCUCUGGAAGGUGUUAAUUUAAACGAACCUCGGAUCAUAAAUAACGUCUCUGAACUGAAUGACGAUAUUUUGGAAGACGAGUAUCAGGCCGAGGCACAUGGCGUAUUCAUCUCCACGGACCAGCAGAGAACCGGCCACUUCCCCGUCUGGGUGACCGUACAUGGUCACGAGUGUGGGAAGAACGAGGUCCAUGUUGUUAACUUGACAGCGUUUGAAGCCUCCAGUGUUUCCAUAACAGACGUUUGCUGGAUUCCCUGCUUGGAAGCUCCUGAUGGCAGCUUAUAUACGGCCAUCGGGGCUCCACGGAAAACCUUCAGAACGACACAGGUUCUAGCUAUCAUCCAGCAAUUAGGGAAACCCAGAGAGGCCAGAUUAGUUCUUGUCGACCCGGGUCAGCUCGAUAGCUACAAGAAGAUUGGUGACGACCAAAAAAAGAACAUAUUUGAUAUUCAACAUACAGCCGUCCGAACGAAUUCUAGGCCUUCGGAACCCCUUCUAGACGCUUACCGCGUAUUUGCUUCUCCCUAUAGACAUGACUAUGGCCGACUUACAUUAGCGGAAAUUAUAGAAGAAGAUCUUGAGAUUCCUCGAUCCUCUAAUUCCGACUGCAGCUCUCAAGGUCUAUCGGAUAGCUCGGAUGACGAUGAUUCUCUUUAUGCCAAACCUAGAUACGUUUCAAUAGUAGACGCCAAAACUCGUCCGUAUAACUGCGAUUGUAAAUACGCUGAUCUGUUCCCUACGUGUUUCAACCCGCGCCCGAGCCACCGGCAUCGUACAGAUGACGAGUGCUUUCUCGGAUCAAGCCACAUCAAGCACUGUAUAUUCACGGACCACCGACCAGAUUGCAUCAUCUCCGGCUCAAAGGAGAUCCAUGAACACUGCAUCCCCGCUCCUCCGUGGGAGGUACAUCAACCCGACUCGGAGGGAUCCUUCGAGGAAUCUUAUAGCGCGGGCGCCGACAUGCCGUUCGAAGAGGGGGAAACGGAUAUAAGCGAUGCUCUUAGCCCUACGGAUUCCGAAUCGACCGCCACCGACUUACUAUUCAUGGAUUUCUAG